UCUUGGGUGCGAACCUCGCACGCUCCCACGAGGAGGGCAAAUUCCGUUUCGCUCACCCCUUCUUCAUACAUAUUACACAAUGGCUUCCCAGCCCCGACGAGGCGGAGUCUCCCUUCCGGACCGGCGGGCCCCGAAGAACAACAACCAGAGUGGCAUCAUCGCCAAGCUCACUAAUUCUCCGAUCGUCUCUCACGGCAAACAAGCAGCAUGCGAGGCCGUUUAUGUCUCCAAGAAGCUUCUCCGCAGCACGGGAAAGGCGGCGUGGAUCGCGGGCACCACCUUCCUUAUUCUGGUGGUCCCAUUGAUUAUUGAGAUGGAUCGCGAGCAGCAGCUAAACGAGCUGGAGCUCCAACAAGCCAGCCUUCUUGGAGCUCCACCCGUCAACCCGACACACCCGGUUCCGAGGUAGAUGAUUUGCUUGCUUUUGUGUAAGUGUUUUCCUGGAGAGAAAUUUGAAUUACUCUGCAGAUGUAGUUUUUUUAAAACUAGAAUAAAGUUUUGAGUGUAGUAUUGAGAUUUGAGGUAAUCAGGCUAUUAUAAUGAUAAAUUUCAUUUGUCUGUUUCAAAGGUUUGCUUUAAAACUUCAUUUGUCGUUGUUUUAGUUUUAUACUAGAACUAUUUGUUGUUUGGUUA
Molecule: messenger RNA, 633 nt
Organism: Mangifera indica (mango)
Lineage: Eukaryota; Viridiplantae; Streptophyta; Magnoliopsida; Sapindales; Anacardiaceae
Product: mitochondrial import receptor subunit TOM9-2
Exons: 1
Coding region: 80-409 (109 amino acids)
Biological process (GO): intracellular protein transport
Cellular component (GO): mitochondrial outer membrane
Source: RefSeq, a predicted model, not a curated record